Messenger RNA from Volvox carteri f. nagariensis, 5055 nucleotides. RefSeq lists its product as uncharacterized. Lineage: Eukaryota; Viridiplantae; Chlorophyta; Chlorophyceae; Chlamydomonadales; Volvocaceae. The record is from RefSeq and is a predicted model, not a curated record. The transcript has 22 exons. Gene Ontology annotation, molecular function: protein binding. Gene Ontology annotation, cellular component: cytoplasmic vesicle. Gene Ontology annotation, biological process: regulation of Rab protein signal transduction. The coding region runs from base 1 to 5055 and encodes 1684 amino acids.
AUGCCGCAGCCUACCCGGGCCGCGGAGGGGCUGCUGCAGCUGCUGUGGCCCAUACGGUACCGGCACGUGUAUGUGCCGCUGGUUCCCGCCUCCCUUGUCGACCUGCUGGAUGCCCCCACGCCCUUCAUCAUGGGGCUCGGGGGGAGGUUGGGCGCGGGUUUCGCAGCGGAGGUGGCGGCGGCGGCGGCGGCGGCUGGCGGAGGUGGCGCCGGAGGCGGGUUUGGCGGCGACGGGGCGGCGGCUGUACGAGCAUAUGAGGCUGGGGUGGUAGUGGUGGAUUUGGACAGGGACUGGGUCUGCAGCUGUGCCGAUCUGGAGCGCUGUCUGGACCACCCCGCUGUACGACAGCUGCUGACGUGUCUGGCGGCGCUGCGUCUGGAGCCGGGUGGUAGUGGAGGAGGAGGCGGCAGGGCCAGCUUUGGCUGUACGGAGGCUGACCCUUGGAUGCCGUACGUGCGUACGGCGGCUAGCCGAGAUUGGGGUUCCGGUCACGACGCACUUGUACGGCGUCUCUUCCUGCGCCUCUUCGCCAGCUUAUUGCGGGUGGGGCUACCACGUGCAUCUGCCCGUCUCGUCUUCGUCUCCCCCGGGGGAUGCACCUUCCAUACGGAGUCCUUUCUGAAGGCCCAUUGCCAAUUGCAUGGGCCGCAGGCGAGGUCGCUUCCCGAGCAGCUGGUGCAGACCCAGGGCUUUUACAUGUUGCUCGACGAGUACGGCAGCAAGGAUCCGUACGGCUGGUACCGUACGGCAUCCACGGCAUGCAGGGAGGAGCUGGUCGCGGUGGGCCUGAGUGAUGUGAGCGACAGAGGGCGGCAGCCACCGGGCGGCACAAUCGCAGUACAGCGGCAGUGUCAGCAGCAGCGAGGACUGGAUGCCGCAGCACUGGGCGCUGACGGCGCCGCCGCCGCCGCCACCACGGCAGUGACGGCAGCGGCGGCGGCGGCGGCGACGCCUCUGAUCCUGAUUGGUAAGCCCGCUGAAGAGGAGGGCGACGGCGACGGCGGCGGCGACGGUGCCGCGGCGCCGCCACCAGCACCGCCGCCACCGCAGCUCGUCCAGUCGUACUGUCGGCCGUGUCCUCUGCUGCGGCGACGGAAUGCGCCCACGUAUAGCGAGAUCGGCUUCCAUACCUCCGUGGCGGCGGCGGCGGCAGCGCCGACGGCGGCGGCAACGGCGCUGCUCCAGGGUUGGCAACGGUACAUCUUACACCCGCCAGAUGCCGCCGCCAGUGCUGCAGCUGCAACGGUAGCCGCCGCCGACGCUGCCGCCGGCCGUUACGUCGCCGCCGACGCUGCAGCAUGUGGCGGCGGCAGGCCCGUUGGCGGCGACGCCGUUAGCGGCGCUGUUGUUGUUGUUGGCGGCGGCGGGGGAGCAGUGGCGGACCCGUCGUCACGAAAGCGGGCGCUAACUGGCAACCGCCGCAACCGUUCAUUGAGCGGCAGCCUCAGCGGCGAUGUGGCGGCCGCGCUGACUUCGGAGCUCGCAAAGCCCAGGUACCGCAUCUCGUCUUGCGAGGUGCCGACGCCCGCUGUCGGUGCCGCCAACGCCGCCGCCGCCGACGGAGGUGGCGGCGGCGGCGCCAGGCCCGCUUCCGCCACGUCUACAUCCUCGCCGACGAUGAGUGAAUUGCCGUCCACGUUGAAGUCCGCCGCCGCCGCCGUCGCCGCCGAAGCAAGCUCUAUCUCGGCGUCCUUUACGAACACUCUGAGCUCCAUAUCACAUAGCCUGCGAGUUGGCCGCAAGGCUUCGCCGACGGCGGCAGCGGUGGCGGCGGCAGCGGGCCGGACGGGUGCCGUACCUGCCGGCGGUGCCGGCGGCGGCGGCCCUGCCGCAGCAUCCACGGCAGGCCACGUGCUCGGACCCGUGCCCCACGGCCAUGGCCACGGCCAUCACUGCGCCGCCAACCACCAUAACCACCACAAUCAUCGCCACGUUGACCAUAAUCACAACCACCAUAACCACCACCACAUUAAAAAUCACCAACAUGGCGCGCAUGCCCACCUGGCGGCGGCCGGCUACGCAGCGGAGCAGGACCUUGUACGACAGCAGGUUACAGCUUUGACGCAGCUGCUCAGCUGGGGCGAACCUUCACCAUCGCCGCUGCCGCCGCCGCCGCCGCAGCACCAGCGACAGGCAAGCCGUGGAGGGCUACUACCGCCUCCGGCAUCGCCGGCGGCGGCGGCGCCACCGCCUCUUCCGCCCCCGUCCCCGACGGCGGCGGCGGCGGCGUCAUUAGCAACAGCUGCCACAGCCGGCGCCUGUCCUGUCUCCAAGGGCCGCCGCGGCGGCGUCCCCGAGCUCGAUACUGUGGAGCGCGUGCGGUCGCUACUGCGCCUUCAGACGUCUCCACCAGGCGAAGACUCUCCAACUGCGGCAGCUGCCAAGCGAGAACGUCCUCCGGGGUGUCACGGUGUCUGUGCCGGCAGUGGCGGCGGCAGUGGCGGCGGCCGCCGCCUGCAGCCCGCCGCAUACAGCGUCCUGACGGAUGUCUUUGACGAGCUUGUGAACGCCGCCGUACAAGAGGACGACUUCGGCAUUUUAAUAGAUGCUCUAGAGCUGUCUACGAGAUUGUACACGAUGGCAGGAGCUGUUCACGAGGCGGCGCCGAGUGGGGUUCCUGUCGGAGCGGAGAUCACCGGGGGCCAUGCCAGCGGCGGCGGCGGCGGCGGCGGCAGCUGUACGGCACAUCCCAUGUCUCGUGAGUCGCUCCGGCGGCAACGAGUUUUCCUCAAGGGCGUCCAACGCAUCCUUAGCUCGCUGGCGACCUGGCUGUCGUACUUGGGGGUGGCGGAGGAGGCCGCAUGGGAGCUUCUGUCUGGGUUAGUGACCGCGUCGGGUGUACGACAGCUGACAGGCAUGGCCUCACGGGAAGACGACCAUCCGGAUCAUGUUGAACGUGAGGGCCGUACUGCGCGGAGCCGUGUGCAGCCGCUUUCAGCGGGCCCUUGGGAUUACCGGCCGCUAGGUACGGCAGCGGCGAUGGCGGUGCCGUACAGCCGUCAGCACCAUUGGCCCGUCGCCGGAGGGUACCGACCAGCGCUGCCCGCGGCGCCGUACGAGCCGUUGUCGCGGUCGCUGUCGGCGGCAGCAGACUGGGCCGCUAUUGUGCCGCCGCCGCCCAUGUCGCCGGCGAUGGCGGCGACGGUGACAGUGGCAACGCCGCAGCGGCGCCAAGACGGGUUGACUGUGGGGCAGCUACAGCCGCGGCGGCGGCGGCGAGGGGGUCUACUUGAGUCGUCGCCGCCGCCGCCGUCGCCGCUACAGCAGCAGCCGUACUGUGAGGCUCUUGGAGGGCUUUCGCCGUCGCGGAGCCUGUCUGACGCGCAGCGUGGUGGCCGUGGAGGUAUGGGUGGCGUAGGCGGAGCCGACCCGCGGGUCGGUAGGCCAGCUCCUCCAUUGACGCCUCCGUUCGCAGCCGCAGUAGCAGCAGCCGCGGUGGCGGCAGCGGCAUGUACUGGAGACGGCACGUUUGAGGGGUUGGCCGGAAUCACCUCCCCACUCUCCAUGGCAUUCUCCAGCGCCAGCCCCUCGGCGAAGCGGCGACCAGCCAGCGGGACUUCCCCGGGACCGCUGAGCCCCAACGCCAACGUCGCCGCCGGCGGCGGUGGCGGGUACGUUGGCGGGGGCGGCGGCAGCAGGCUCCGGAGCACCACUGGCGGCGGCGCGAGUAGGGCCUACAGCGCCAAGUACGAGCGGCAGCUCGCGGCUGCCGCUGCCGCGGCGGCGGCGUCGCCGAGUAGGCCUUCGUUUACCAGUCUGGGCGGCAAGCCCCAGGGAAGAUCAUUGGGGCCGUCGGGGCCUAGGCAGCAGCAGCAGCAGCAGCAGGCACCGCCGCCGCCACAGCAGCAGCAGCAGCGGAGAUACGACACAGAGAGUCACAGGACAGGGCUGCCGUACGACAGGCGCCGGAUGGCUUCAGCCCCGGGAGGAAUCACCGGGGGGGAGGGCCCCGCCGCCGCCGCCACAUGCGCACUGGCGGUGGGCAGCGGCGGCCCCAUUGUGGCGCUGGCGGCCGCCUCCGGGGUGGUGUUGGCGGGCCCCCUGGAGCGGUCCUGCUUCGUGCUGACGUACCAGCAGUACGGCACGGGUCUCCAGGUCAGCGCCAAGAUGCCCCUGUGCCAUUUAGAUGGGGCUUAUGCGGACAGACUAGACAUUACGCCGGAUGGCUGUACCGCAGCUAUGUCGGUGGCGCCGCUGCCGCCGCUGCCGCCGCUGCCGCCGCCGCCAUGGGGCGCCUCGAGUGCUGCUACUGCCGCUGCAACUGGUGGUGACGGCCUCGGCUGCGGGCCGCGUUCCCGAGUUCUCGGCUUGGUUGAUGUUGGCGCGGGUCGCAUCGUUCGGGAGUUGCGGCCGGGUAUGUGGGGGGGGGAGUCCGGAAGGGGGAGCGUCCGCCACUGCCGUACACCGACGGCAGUCCUGACGGGGCACGGCGCCGCCGUCACUGCACUGCACGUGCAUCACCAUCAUAAGAGCUUCAACCCCACAGCCGUCAACGCUGCUGCUGCUGGCGGUGUUAGUGGCGGUGUUGAGGACGUCACUGGCGGCGCCGUCAUCUACUCGGGGGCUCUGGACGGCAGCAUCGGCGCCUGGACGGCGGAUGGUCGCUGCCUGCAGCUGUUGCCGAGCCGCCACCGGGGGGCGGUCACAUUGCUGGCGGCGGCAUCAGCACCAACACCAACACCAGCACGGUCGCCUCUGCUAGGCACCGCCGGCUUCACCUCCACGCAUCCUCCUGCCGCUUCGGUUACCGGAGCCCCCGGGACUCCUGCUGCUCCAGCCGAGCGGCUGUCGUCGGCGACUGCGGUGUCGGGUGGCGGGUUCGAACAGGCGACCUCCCGAGGAGAUUAUUACGACAGGUUGUCCCUGGUUACUUCUGCUGCAGAUGGCUCAGCGGGUCUUUGGGCCCUGACCCGCGGGUCACUAGGGUAUUCGCCGCUUCUGGAUUGGAGCGAGACGGGCUCCUUGGCGCGUGUGGCGGCGUGGGAUGCAGCGCGAGGCGUGCUGCUUCGUGGAGAUGAGCGUGGGGUCGUGCGGACGUGGGCGCCGGGGAUGUAG